GUUGUACAUGCACACAAGCCCCACUUCAUGGCUCUGCACUGUCAAGAAUUUGGAGGAAAAAACUACGAAGCUUCCAUGUCUCAUGUGGACAAGUUUGUGAAAGAACUGUUAUCGAGUGAUGCAAUGAAGGACUACAACCGAGCUCGAGUUUACCUGGAUGAGAACUACAAGUCACAGGAACAUUUUACGGUUCAAACCCACCCAAACCAACAAAACCAACCCAACCCGCUGGGUGUCGUCUCCCCCUUCUGAACACAAUCAUCUUAGUUUUGAAUCUUUCAGGAGAAAGCUAAUUUUAAUUAAAGCAAAUGGAAGUGAGGAAUUUAAUUUGACCUCUGCCAUGCAGCAGUUCCUAUCCUUGCGGAGGCAGCGAAGUGCCAAGCCUUCAGUGCGUGCCUCCAUCAGCGUCCUUCAUUGCCAUUGCAAAAUUCUCUUUGUGCUACAGGCUCUAGGAAGUUUUUACUUUCUUCAUGAAUCUUUGAAAAACAUCUACCAGUUUGAUUUUAAAGCUAAGAAGUAUAAAAAGGUUACUGGGAAAGAAAUCUACUCUGACACUUUAGAGAGCACGCCCAUGCUGGAAAAAGAGAAGUUUCCACAGGAUUAUUUCCCUGAGUGCAAGUGGUCCAGAAAAGGUUUCAUUCGAACAAGGUGGUGUAUUACUGAUUGUGCCUUUGACUUGGUAAACAUUCAUCUUUUCCAUGACGCUUCCAAUUUAAUUGCUUGGGAAACAAGCCCAUCGGUUUACUCAGGAAUACGGCAUAAGGCUCUUGGCUAUGUACUUGAUAGAAUUAUAGAUCAGCGGUUUGAGAAAGUUUCGUAUUUUGUCUUUGGAGAUUUCAACUUCAGACUGGACGCCAAAGCAGUCGUAGAGACGCUGUGUGCGAAGGCCACGAUGCAGACCGUGCGGGCGGCUGACACCAAUGAAGUGGUCAAGCUCAUAUUUCGGGAAUCUGAUAAUGACCGAAAGGUCAUGCUACAAUUAGAAAAGAAGCUCUUUGACUAUUUUAAUCAAGAUGUAUUUAGAGAUAACAAUGGCACCGCGCUUUUAGAGUUUGACAGAGAGCUGUCAGUCUUUAAAGACAGAUUGUAUGAACUGGACAUCUCAUUUCCUCCCAGUUACCCGUACAGUGAGGACUCCAGCCAGGGAAAGCAGUACAUGAAUACAAGAUGUCCAGCCUGGUGUGACAGAAUCCUGAUGUCCCACUCAGCCAAGGAGCUCAUUUUGAAAUCAGAAAAUGAUGAGAAGAUAGUAAUAUAUGACCACAUUGGGCCUAAUGUCUGCAUGGGGGAUCACAAGGAAAAAGAUGCCAACGGAACGAGAAGAUUUUCCGUGAAGCCAGCCUGUAGCAGGAGGGAAGGAGCACACCACGAACAGAAACACUUAAUCCUAACAGCUGUAUUGAUAAAUCAAGUCCCGAGUGCCACAUUUUUAGACUGCUGAUCGUACACUAUGCUUCAGCAUCUGGACUCUGUUUGAGAAAAGCCUCACAUACCUCACUGUCUUGUAUGUUCAUGUGACAUCAAGUAGAAACGUGGAAUUAUUUUUUAUAUAUAUGUCACGAUUCUGUUGCCAAAACUCUAAAUAGACAGCAGAGAUGUUCUGUAUUUUAGAUUUCACGACUUUCAACUUUUAGUAAGUGUUUGUCAAUGUGGAAAAGCAUAUUAUGAACUUCUAAAGGUGUCAUGCCUAACAUUAUAUAUCUUUACCACUUUGGGGUUUUGUACAUUGGAUUGUAUAGAUAGAGCUAUCGAUGGUUUUAAAUGGUAUUUUCUUUGUUGACCAAGGUUUAUGGUUUGUGUUUUUAGUUUUAGUAUUUUGGUUUUCAUUUUUAUAAUUUUUUUUCUCAUGUUAUUUACUAUACUGCCAUGUUACAUGGUUUUUGAAUCACACAGCAGCUGCUUUCUAUACAUACAUAUAUGUGUGUGUAUAUAUAUGUAUGUAUGUGUAUAUAUACACAGAUAUAUAAAUAAUUUAUAAACCUGACCAAAACUUAUGCUAAAUAUACUUUCCAAUAUGAAUGCUUGAGAGUGCCAUAUCAGCAGUUAGUGCCCGAGUCCUAGCAGGUUUAGUUAAGUGUACAUCAACAGCCAACAUUUAUAUAAUAAAUAAUAUAUAGCAGUGCCAUCCUGGAUACAGAUAUAUAUAGCAUACUAUAUAGCACAUAUAUUAGCAGUUUCACUUUGUUACUCCUAUAAUCCCUUCUUUCUAUGUAAUAUUAAGGAUUGAAUGUGAAGUUCUUAGCUAGGUUUGGGUGUAACUUUCCAGAAUUUUGUAAACUGGUUUUGUCUGUCUUUUGUUACUGUUUAUGGUGCCAAGUAUUCUAUAUUGAAAUAAUAACAACACGGGAGAAGAGAAUGAUAGUCUGCUUCAGGUAGCAGCUGUAUUGGACACAGACUGUAUUUAUACAGUGUUAAAAGAAGAAAAAAAAAAAACAACUGUAAAUUUUCCUGGUUAGUAGCUCGGUGCAGCUAUAAUAUAACCUCGUUACGAACAUUUUUCUCCCACCACUAAAUAAAACAUUAAAAGGUAAUUAGGGAGUCUGUUGAUGAAACACAAAUGUAUGUUUUAUUGAUUUAAUUUAGAACACUACAGAGUUCAUGGACUGCGUGAUGGCAUUAGAUUGAUGCUUGAUUUUGGUAUAAAUCACUACCAUUGAAAAUGAUUUGAUGUCUGCUUGCAGAGUGUGUUCUCAGCAGUACAAGCUGGGUUUCUGUUAAGUGCUGUUGCCCAGCGGGUGUUGCAGCUCUGUAUCGUCGUUGUGCCAUGUUGCAUUAUAACCACACAGUAAUUCUAUUUAAGCAAACUCAACUCAUAACUUCGAAGGCCUUUAGAAACGAGUACUCUGGUUCUCAAGCAAUAAAACUAAUCAUGGUGAA
Pezoporus occidentalis (night parrot) is the source of this 2877-nucleotide messenger RNA. It is a transcript of the gene INPP5A, whose product is annotated as inositol polyphosphate-5-phosphatase A. The record is from RefSeq and is a predicted model, not a curated record. NCBI's taxonomy places the organism in Eukaryota, Metazoa, Chordata, Aves, Psittaciformes, Psittacidae. Gene Ontology annotation, molecular function: inositol-polyphosphate 5-phosphatase activity. Gene Ontology annotation, biological process: phosphatidylinositol dephosphorylation. The transcript has 14 exons. Bases 158 to 1441 code for a protein of 427 amino acids.